CGGGCGCGGCGAGCGCGGGCCUGUGGAGCGGCAGCCGGGCGCGCGGCCCCGGCGGGCACCUCUCAGAGGGCGGCCGAGGAAGCUCCGGGAGGAGGAGGAGAAACCGGAGGAGGCGGUGGGAGGCGGCGGCUGCCGGGGGACCCGCUCCGCGCGUCGGCCUCUCCGCCCCCUCCCCAGUCUUUCUCUUGCUCUCUUYUCUCACACGCCGGGCCGGCGCCUCGGCUUUGUGCGAGGAGAUGGUGUAGCCCUCUGGCCGCCGAAGCAGGAGCCGGACACUUGUCUCCCGUCUCCGAGCUGCGUCCCCGCCCCUGGAGGAUAGACCCCCUCGGCUCGGCGUCCCCCGGCUGCUGGGGAAGCCUCCGCGCCGCCGGCACCAUGAGUGAACAGAGUAUCUGUCAGGCAAGAGCUGCUGUGAUGGUUUAUGAUGAUGCCAAUAAGAAAUGGGUGCCAGCCGGUGGCUCAACUGGGUUCAGCAGAGUUCAUAUAUAUCACCAUACAGGCAACAAUACAUUCAGAGUGGUGGGCAGGAAGAUUCAGGACCAUCAGGUUGUGAUAAAUUGUGCCAUUCCUAAAGGGUUGAAGUACAAUCAAGCUACACAAACCUUUCACCAAUGGCGAGAUGCCAGGCAGGUGUAUGGUCUCAACUUUGGCAGCAAAGAGGAUGCCAAUGUCUUCGCAAGUGCCAUGAUGCAUGCCUUAGAAGUGUUAAAUUCACAGGAAGCAGGGCCAACAUUGCCUAGACAAAAUUCACAACUACCUGCUCAAGUUCAAAAUGGUCCAUCCCAAGAAGAAUUGGAAAUUCAGAGAAGGCAACUGCAAGAACAGCAACGACAGAAGGAGAUGGAAAGGGAAAGGCUGGAGAGAGAAAGAAUGGAAAGGGAAAGGUUGGAGAGAGAGAGGCUGGAGAGGGAACGGCUGGAACAAGAGCAGCUGGAAAGAGAAAGGCAAGAACGAGACCGGCAGGAGCGCCUGGAGCGGGAGAGGCUAGAGCGCCUGGAGCGGGAGAGGCAAGAAAGGGAGCGACAGGAGCAGCUGGAAAGGGAACAGUUGGAAUGGGAAAGAGAACGCAGAGUAUCAAAUGCUGCUCCAUCUUCAGACAGCUCCCUGUAUAAUGCUCCACUUCCUGAGUAUUCCAGUUGCCAGCCUCCUUCAGCACCUCCUCCAUCAUAUGCUAAAGUCAUCUCAGCUCCAGUGUCAGAUGCCACUCCUGAUUACGCUGUAGUGACUGCUUUGCCACCUACUUCCACACCCCCUACACCACCAAUGCGACACUCAGCGACACGUUUUGCAACAUCUUUAGGUUCAGCCUUCCACCCAGUUCUUCCCCAUUAUGCUACAGUUCCUCGUCCUCUGAACAAAAACUCUCGACCUUCUUCUCCUGUGAACACACCCUCUUCUCAGUCUCCAGCUGCGAAGCCUUGUGCCUGGUCUACUUCCAAUUUCUCGCCCCUCCCUCCAUCUCCUCCAAUAAUGAUUAGCAGUCCCCCCGGCAAAGCUACUGGCCCAAGACCUGUCCUCCCCGUUUGUGUUUCUUCUCCUGUGCCCCAAAUGCCUCCAUCACCGACAGCACCCAAUGGGCUGCUGGACUCAGUAGCAUACCCAGUGUCUCCACCGCCUACCUCAGGGCCAGCAGCACCGCCACCGCCACCGCCUCCACUGCCUUCCCUCGCAUCACUCUCACACUGUGGAUCUCAAGCUUCUCCUCCUCCAAGCACCCCUAUUGCCUCAACUCCCUCAUCCAAGCCCAGUGUUCUCCCUUCUCCCUCUGCAGCUGCCCCUGCCUCUGUGGAGACUCCUCUAAACUCUGUGCUGGGAGACUCCUCUGCUUCUGAGCCAGGCUUGCAGGCAGCCUCUCAGCCGGCCGAGACUCCAGCCCAACAGGGUGUUAUUUUAGGACCACCUGCACCCCCGCCUCCCCCACCACUCCCACCAUGUCCUGCUCAGGCCUCAGCACUUCCUCCUCCCCCAGGACCUCCUCCACCACCUCCACUGCCAUCCUCCGGGCCUCCACCUCCUCCUCCUCCUCCCCCACUUCCUAAUCAAGUGCCCCCUCCUCCACCACCACCUCCUGCCCCUCCCCUCCCCGCAUCUGGAUUUUUCUCCGGAUCUGUGUCAGAAGACAAUCGCCCUUUAACUGGACUUGCAGCUGCAAUUGCUGGAGCAAAACUUAGGAAAGUGUCACGGAUGGAGGAUGCCUCUUUCCCAAGUGGAGGAAGUACCAUCAGCGUGAACUCAUCCAAAACAGAUACAAGUCGUGGAAAUGGACCACUUCCUUUAGGGGGUAGUGGUUUAAUGGAAGAAAUGAGUGCCCUGCUGGCCAGGAGGAGAAGAAUUGCUGAAAAGGGAUCAACAAUAGAAGCAGAACAAAAAGAGGACAGAAGUGAAGAUUCAGAGCCUGUAACUUCCAAGGCUUCUUCAACAAGCACACCUGAACCAACCAGAAAACCUUGGGAAAGGACAAAUACAAUGAAUGGCAGCAAGUCACCUGUUAUCUCCAGACGGGAUUCUCCAAGGAAAAAUCAGAUUGUUUUUGACAACAGGUCCUAUGAUUCAUUACACAGACCAAAAUCCACACCCUCAUCACAGCCCAGUGCCAAUGGAGUCCAGACAGAAGGACUUGACUAUGACAGACUGAAGCAGGACAUUUUAGAUGAAAUGAGAAAAGAAUUAACAAAGCUAAAAGAAGAGCUCAUUGAUGCAAUCAGGCAGGAACUGAGCAAGUCAAAUACUGCAUAGAGAAGCAAACUAAGGAGAGAUACAGAACUUUUUAAUCUGGAGAGAAAAAGAAAAAUUUCCUAGAAUCCUCCUAUUCUUCCCUCCCCCUCCCCGCAACCCCACAAUGAUUUUAUGAGCUGUAAGAAGAAAAUGGAGACAACCAGUCAGAAGGAGGGAGAAACCGACAUCCUCUGAAAGCCUUCAGAUAUUAUGACUCUGGUGAUCAGUUAUUUCCCUCCCAGUUUGCUGCUUUUUUCUGACCUUUACCACAGGAUGGAAGAGAGUCGUAUACGAGUUCCUGUUAACGGUUAUGCAGAAAAUACUAAGCUCGUCAGGCAAGAUCACCAUGCAUUGAAAUAUUUUCAUGUUGAGAUAAAACUGCACAUUUUCCACAAUCCAUUGCUAAAAUAAAGAAGAGAAAGGCUUAUGAAGUUUUUUUUCACCCCCUAGAGAGUGCUGAUGAAGAAUUUAGCAAGUUCUGCUAUUGUAUUGUAAAUGUUUCUCAGGUUUGUCUUCCUAUCAUAUUUGAUAUUCCAUGAAUAAUGAGAUCAGCCCUGUGUAGGUUAAGAUCAUAAACUGGAACAAAUGAAAUUAUAUUGCUUUCAAAGGGUGAUAUUUGUCAGAAAGUGUCCUAAAAAUGAUUGGUCCAGCUUGAGGAAUUUUAGAAUGAUAGGAAGUCUCUCAAGUUAGCCUUCAUGCAAUUUUGUAGUUUAAAACAUAAUAUUCAUCCAGAAUUUAAAGAUUUAGAUGCCUUCCUAAAUUGUUACAAUGCUUUACCAAAUCUAUGACUUCUACAUAACACAAACCAGUGGUCAAAUGUAAAACAAUAUACUGUAGAUUUACUGUAGGUUUUCAACCUUUUUUAGAUUUAUGCAUGUGGACAUUUUUAUAAUGUACUUACAGUCACCACAAUGUUAGCUUUUUUAAUUGCAAACAGUAAUGCAUGUCACACUAAUAUGUAGUGGCCUUUUCAAGGCUGAGUCCCAGGGAAAACAUUUUGUAGAAUAUAGGGAAAUGGGAGGAAGGGAAGGAAUAAUUUUUUAUUUGAAGUUAAUUUCUGCACUAUCUUUUUUCUCAAUUACCUGCAUGAAUAAUAAUGAGGAAUAUUUUGUGACUUUAAUUGGUAAAUAUGUUAACAAAACCAAGUACUUAACCUUUACAUCAUGUCUUCAGCUAUUUGUAUUUUAACCGGUAAUUUCAAUGGUCUGAAACAUGAUACUGAGUUUCACAUUAAUUAAAUCUUAUUGUGGAACUCAAAGAGUUUGAUCACUGAAUUUGGCAGUUAUUAAUACCUAGGUACCCCUGCAGUGAUACAGGUGUUCAGGUACAUGUUCCUGAUGAUGAAGCUGCUUUUGAAUUUUGUUAUGUUGAAAUACAAGAAAUAACAAUGAUGGCAGCAAUUAAGGUCACAGAAACCAUUAGCUAAAGGGAAACCAUUGAAGAGUUCUGCAGUUUUCUUUUUUAACAAAGUGAGACUUCGGUGGUGGGAAGGAGUAAGAUACUUUAUUAUCACCCUGUGUUGGGUGUGGGUGGGUGUGCGCUUGCGUGCAGAGUGUGUGUGUGUGUGUGUGUGUGUGUGUGUGUGUGAUCCACUCCCUUCUCUUUGAAACUGGUAAGAUUAAAAUAGGGCAGAAAUCCUAUAUGUUACAAUUACAUAUUUCUGGAAAAUUUAGGAAAUCAACCAUUCUCCAGGCUCUCCAUCUUAUGCUUGAGUUGUUAUGUGCCAUAAUUGCUUUGAAUUCUCUUAUAAUCAAAUCUUACACUAAAAUUCGGAAGAAAUAAUCUACCUUCAUCUGCUUUCUAGAUUUUGUACAUCUCAGUUCUAAGACAAAGCUUAUUGAUAGCAUAAUUUUCUACACUCUGCAGAUUUGCAGUUGUUACCACUACAAAAAAGUUUGAGGGAAUUUUUUCCUUGUUAAAAUAGUUUCUGUUUCUGUAGAAACUUCAUUUUUAGAUUAAACUGUGAUGGGUGAGCUAUCAUAAUUCAAGAGUAAACAGGUCUUUUUUCUCUCAAGUAUUCAUUGUCAUGUGAUAGUAGUAAAGGCAUUAAAGAUGCAGCAAGCUUAUAAAUUACUAUUCUCUAAAGGAAAUAGGAGGCAUUUUCAUCUUUAUUAUUGUUCUUUUAGACACUUUGAUAAUAUAAAUGUUUAUGUCCCCUAUUAAAUCUGGUCAGAAAUCACUUUUGAUUUUGUUGGGUAAGUUAAAUAGUCUAUAGUGGGUAGAGUACUGAGUACAAGUGGUCCAAAGUAAGGUUAAAAAACUAAAAUAAAAUGCUAAAUCUUAAAAGAAACUGGUUUAUGCACUAAACGUUUUGUGCCUUGGUCUAAUAUUAACAUGAUGUCUGUGUAAAAUGACAAAAAAGAACCAGUGUUGAAUCAUGCUAUAUUUUCCAUCAUUGUGCAUUAUCCCAGACUGCUAAAUGUGUUCCUUCCAAGAAGUUUGAACUACUCUACACUUUUGCUGUCAUAUAUGACAGUCCUGUUGUUGUUAGAGAUUUCAGUAAUUAAAAUGGGAAACAGAAGCUUAAGAUAUUUUCCUAAUCAAAACUAUGUCCUUGGAACCACAUUAUUAUGAUGGGUUUUGUGCUCUUAUACAUUGGAUAUCUUAAGCUGAGUACAGUUUAGGGAUCCCUUCUAAUUACAGGAAGGUACUGCUUUCCUCAACACUGUGAUCUGACCUGUGACAAAUCUGUACUAUACACUAUGUAAAUGGCUAACAAGUCAAUUGCAAACAAACUGAAUGUACAAAUCUUAGUGCUGGUGCUGAAAUCUCUUCAGAAUAGUCAUCAUGAUUUAAAAGUUUGUUUAAAAAUUUGCAAGCAUCAAGUGUCAAUCAAAACUGAAGAUGAAACACUAAUGAAUGUUGAAUUUUCAUGCUCUAGGUGUACUUCCUUUUUAGAUUUUUUCAGUUCUCUGCUGUUUUUACCAUAACUGUUUCAUUUAAAUUUCCUACGCGCUAACUUCAUUUUGUGCGAUUGAAAUAAAAUUGCAGUAUAUACAUGUUGCUUGUUUGUGACAGUUAGAUGAUCUUCUGAAAUAAUUUGUUAGUUCUAAAAUAUAAGUUACCCUGAAUGUAAAAAAGAAAAAAAAAACACCUUAAGAGUCCAAGAUUUCACUACUUAAAGUUUACAUAUCACUAUUUCCGUAUGUUAUUGUURUUUGAAGAUUUCAUAAAAGUCAAAAAUACUAAACAAUGAAUACAAAGGGAAUGUAUGACAAUGUAUUUACUUUUUGUUUGAAAUAACUGUUGGGUGUCCCCAUUUGUCUUAUUUUCUCAGUACAAUUUGACACAGUGUCACAGUUGAGGUUAUAAAUGUUUGAUUCUAUUCCACGUU
Messenger RNA from Urocitellus parryii (Arctic ground squirrel), 6049 nucleotides. RefSeq names its product ENAH actin regulator (gene Enah). Gene Ontology annotation, molecular function: profilin binding; SH3 domain binding. Lineage: Eukaryota; Metazoa; Chordata; Mammalia; Rodentia; Sciuridae. The record is from RefSeq and is a predicted model, not a curated record. Gene Ontology annotation, biological process: actin polymerization or depolymerization; actin polymerization-dependent cell motility; axon guidance.